UGUGUACAAUACUUUAGUUAAAACGUUAAACUUUUGACGCCGGCCUUUUAAAUUCUUCAUAAAUAUUAAUUUUGAAAAUAAAAAAAAAAUGUCGUAUUAUCAAGUAAUUAGUGAUCUUGUGAAAAAUCAAAAUUUUUCCAUAAACACAGUGUGUCCUUCUUAUAUAAAACGUCUUGUUCCAGAAAUAGAAGAUCGUCCUUUACUCAUUUUUCACAAAACUAAACCAAUGGAAAUUCCUCAAGUAAGAACAGUUUCGUAUGAAGAAUGUGAAAUAGAUUCCAAUCUCACUGGAUCACCAUUGGAGUAUUCUUUUGGAAAAGAUAGUUUUAGUGAAACUUUAUUGCCAGCAAAGAGAUUUUGGUUAAAGGAAGAAGAAUAUCAUCUUCCAAUCAGUGUAAUUAGAGCACGCACAAUUCUAAAUUUAUGUUUAGAAUGUUCGAAACCAGAUUGGAGAGUGACAUUACUCGCAAUUUGUAAUCAGGAAGAUAAACAAAAAACAAUUUUAUUGGGGACAAAAAUCGGAAAUACGUCACAUGAAACAAUACUAAUUCGAAUGGAAAAAUCAAAAAGAUUAAAAGAAAUUGUCGACUGUAGUGAUAUUUUAAAAGAACAUCUUAAAAUAUCAUCUAACGAAACACAUAAAAUAAAAAUCGAAACUUUCUGCACAUAUGAAUUAUUUGGAACAAAAGAAAUUUUUACCGAUUUUUUGGAUAUUAAUAAAAAUAAUUUCGAAGGUUAUUUAUGCAUGGAAAUUGAAUGGAAUAAUUUGUCAUUUUAUCCGCCUUCAAUUAUAUCAACAAAAACAUUGAUUAUGGAAAUUGCAGCAGGAUGGAAAGGAAGUCCAUUGGAUAAUUUGUGGGAGGAAAUUUUAUUGUUAAAUUGUUUUUUAUCAAUUCUCGAAGAAUAUUCAAAAAAUAAUAUGAGUUCUAGAUACAGUGUAAUGCCAUUAAAAUUUCCUGAAAAUUUUCUCAAUCCUAAUGUUAAGACUGAUGAAGAAGUGAUGGAUAAUUUAACUCGAUUAUUAAAUGGCGAUAAUUCUUUUCUUGAAAAUGAAAAUGUUUAUUUGAAAAAAAAUACUGGUAAUGAAGUGGAAAUCGAGUUGAAAUUGAAACAACAUUUAGAAGAUUUAUCCGUGAGGCAAAAUUUAGAUUUUACUGAUUAUUUAUGGAUGGUUAUAAAAGGUUCAGAUAAUUAUCCAAUAAUAACGGAUUGUAUUCAUGCAGUGUUUGAAGAAGUUGAGAAAAAAGACUACAAACCCCAGAUGAAUGUCUCAAAUGUAACUAGAACUGCCAAAUUAAUAAUUGAUAUUAUGAAACAAAAAGCGACAACUCCAUUGUUAGCCGGAAGUUUACCAUUAGAAAUUCUCAUUGAUAUUGGCAUUGAAAAAUUAAUUAGAGAUUACACUUAUAUUUUACUCAGUGCAAAUCUCAUUGAUCGUCAUGAACUUCAAGAAAAAUUAAAAAGAAAUAUUAAUGAAAAAUUUGACGUAAAAAAUUUUAGAAACAAUUUAUUAAUUCUCAGUCAAAUUCACAUUUGUUUGGAAUUUGCAUUGCUUGCACAAACACAUGUUGAUUAUCCCUCAGGAAAUUUACAAUCAAUUUUUAAAUGUGCCUAUAAUAAAUUUACAUCGAAAAAAUCGCCAAUUGAUUCAUUUGCACAAUUAGAAGCAAAUUCUAUUUAUAAGCUCAAUGUUCCAAUUCCAGACGAUAUUCUUAAACAAAUUUUCGAAGGCCCACCUACUUCGUGGAAUGUUCGACUUUCGUCAACUGUUGGAAUUACAAAAAUUACAACUGGUGUUCAUUAUAGUCUAACACCAAUUUUUCCACCCGAUAUUUCUCAAGAAGAUGGAACUGAUGAUCGCGAACAAAUUUAUUACGCCGCUUCUCAAAUUUUAUCCUCCUAUAAAAUAUAAUUGUAAAAUUUUUUUUGAAAUAUUUUUCUUAAUAAAAUUAAAAAAAAAAAAUAAAAUUU
Molecule: messenger RNA, 1971 nt
Organism: Leptopilina boulardi
Lineage: Eukaryota; Metazoa; Arthropoda; Insecta; Hymenoptera; Figitidae
Product: protein zwilch homolog
Exons: 11
Coding region: 89-1912 (607 amino acids)
Biological process (GO): mitotic spindle assembly checkpoint signaling; protein localization to kinetochore
Cellular component (GO): RZZ complex
Source: RefSeq, a predicted model, not a curated record